Messenger RNA from Linum tenue, 2619 nucleotides. Lineage: Eukaryota; Viridiplantae; Streptophyta; Magnoliopsida; Malpighiales; Linaceae. The record is from the annotation of a GenBank genome assembly.
AGGAAAUUUCCAUCGCCUCCCUCUCUCUCUCUAACUCACGAGAACGAUUAGAAAAGUCUCAAAUUUUGUGUUCCGACCAAGAAACCAACAUCUUCUUUUCAGAGAAAAAACCAAAGUCUCCAACUUGGUAAUCCCUCAGUUGGUUUGAUGAUCAUAAUCCAACCAGACCAUUCCUCCUCUUUCGAAACACCCACCAGUCUUCCCUUCCCCCUUUUCUCCCCUUUCCUCCUGCAACUGCAAAAGUCCCAAGCUUUUCCUUCUGGAUUGGGCCAAACUGGGCUGCUCUCUAAUUCUUCUGGGCUGCCGGGUACUGAAACCGUGAACUUCUGCUCCUCCCUCAAGGAUAGGAUUGGUGUCUAACGUCUGAAAGAAAUCGUCAGAGCCCAGAUGUAAGAAUUCUUGAAUGGUGAUUUGUCUAUGAGGAAGACUGUUUGUUGAACGUAAUUGGGACUUUCCAUUUGAAGAAAAAUUGCUGCUUCGGUUAUGAACUAUUCACAGGACAAGUUUGUUAGGUUUCAAGAUUGGAGGUCAGAGAAAGUUUCGGAUUCGGAUUAUUCGCCCCGGAAUGGGUACCGUGGGAGAGUUAGCAUGAAGAUAAGCUCAUUCUCUGAUAAGUUCAGGAGAAGAUUGGAGUCUGGUUCAGAGAGCAUCAGUAGGAUUAGGCAGACCUUGAAAUCAUACUCCUUCAACAAUGGUAGUUCCUCCGAUGGCUCUUCUAGUUCUAGAAAGAAGAUCCUUGAUCCACAGGGAGCUUUCCUACAGAAAUGGAACAAGAUAUUCGUGCUGUCAUGUUUCCUUGCUAUCUCCCUGGACCCUUUGUUCUUCUAUGUCCCGGUGAUCGACAAUGAUAAGCACUGCCUUAAAUUGGACAACAAGAUGCAGAUAACAGCCAGCGUGUUGCGUUCUUUCACGGAUAUAUUCUACAUACUUCACAUUGUCUUCCAGUUUCAUACCGGCUUCAUUGCGCCUUCCUCCCGGGUUUUUGGAAGAGGUGUUUUGGUUGAGGACAGUUGGGCCAUCGCGAAGAGGUAUAUGCUUUCGUACUUCUUGAUCGACGUUCUUGCCUUGCUGCCACUGCCACAGAUGGUGAUCCUCAUAAUCACUCCCAGGCUGCAAGGAUCGAGAACUCUUAAUACGAAAAACUUGUUGAAGUUUGUUGUAAUCCUCCAGUAUCUUCCGAGGAUCAUGCGGAUUUAUCCGUUGUACAAGGAAGUUACUAGAACCUCUGGCAUACUCACUGAAACUGCGUGGGCUGGAGCUGCGUUUAACCUCUUCCUUUACAUGCUUGCUAGCCAUGUACUUGGAGCAUUUUGGUACUUAUUCUCCGUGGAAAGACUAACAGUUUGCUGGAAGAGAGCUUGUAACACGAGCUCGUGCCGGGAUACGCUGUACUGUGAUGGUCCUCUAGGCAAUCUGGCAUUCUUGAACACCUCUUGUCCUGUCAAUCCUGAGAAUGCAGAUGUGUUCAAUUUCGGAAUAUUCCUUGACGCGCUCCAGUCUGGUGUUGUGUCUUCUCAUGACUUCCCCAAGAAGUUCUUCUACUGUUUCUGGUGGGGGCUUCGCAAUCUCAGUUCUCUUGGUCAGAACCUUGCGACAAGUACAUUUGUGUGGGAAAUUUGUUUCUCGGUUGCGAUUUCAAUCUUUGGGCUGGUGCUGUUUUCCUUCCUCAUUGGGAAUAUGCAGACUUACUUGCAAUCUACGACAACUAGAUUGGAGGAAAUGAGAGUGAAGAGGCGGGACGCUGAGCAAUGGAUGUCCCAUCGUAUGCUCCCGGACAAUUUGCGGGAGCGAAUCAGGCGACACGAGCAGUACAAGUGGCAAGAAACCAGAGGAGUCGACGAAGAGAACCUCGUCCACACUCUUCCAAAGGACAUUAGAAGGGACAUAAAGCGCCAUCUCUGCUUGGCACUCCUCAUGAGAGUGCCAAUGUUCGAGAAGAUGGACGACCAGCUUCUCGAUGCAUUGUGCGACCGCCUCAAGCCAGCACUCUACACGGAGGAGAGCUACAUUGUCCGUGAGGGAGACCCCGUCGACGAGAUGCUAUUCAUCAUGAGGGGUAAACUCCUCACCAUGACAACAAAUGGCGGAAGGACGGGCUUCUUCAACUCGGAGUACCUCAAAGCUGGUGAUUUCUGUGGCGAGGAGCUUCUAACGUGGGCCCUCGACCCACACUCCUCGUCGAACCUACCCAUCUCCACAAGAACCGUUCGUACCAUCACGGAGGUUGAAGCUUUUGCACUAACGGCGGAAGACCUAAAGUUUGUGGCCUCGCAGUUCCGUCGCCUGCACAGCAAGCAGCUUCGCCACACGUUCAGGUUCUACUCACAGCAGUGGAGGACGUGGGCGGCCUGCUUCAUACAAGCGGCAUGGCGAAGGUACAGCAAGAAGAAGCUCGAGGAGGCACUGCGGCAGGAAGAGGACAGGUUGCAGGAUGCGCUGGCCAAGGCCGGUGGGAACUCGCCUAGCCUCGGCGCUACCAUCUACGCCUCCAGAUUUGCUGCCAAUGCUCUGAGGCUGCUGAGACGAAACUCGACUCGUAAGGCGAGGAUCUCCGAGAGGCUGCCGCCCAUGAUGCUGCAGAAGCCGGCGGAGCCUGAUUUUACUGCUGAUGAACGGUAG